CUGUCGUCGCUCCGACCGAAGACCCAAGAAAAAUUCUAACCGGCAAUGGCGUCGAACACUAGAGAAGCAAGGAGGCGGAAGAUUUUGGAAAGAGGAUCCGAUCGUUUGGCCUUUAUCACUGGUCAGAUCAACGACGUCCCUCUUCCUCCAUCUCCUUCUUCCGAUCCCACUUCUCUUUCUCAAUCUCAUCUACUCACAGACGACACGGUUCCGCCUCCUCGUGACCAUAUACGUACUACUGAUCGAGAAACAGCUUUCACAAGUCAUCAAGAAAACAUAUCCGAUGCUUCGAUGGUUGAUAAUGUGGAUCAUACCAGUAGAGCAGAACCGCUUCAGCCUCGGAAGUAUACUGAGACAUCGGUAGAGGCCUCCUCUUCAGACCCUAGGGACACCACACUACAACCGUCUCCGGCAACAUCAACCACUCAAACCCCAUCAGUGGUAGAUUUGGGUGCUUCUCAAGCAUUUACUCCUCUGGUCAGUUUUGCAAACACCAUCACUCCGAAUCACAUCGGAGCCGCCAUCGAUGCCUCAGAAUACGCACGGAUGUUCUCAUCUCUCGUGAUCGCCCUCCUGGUCAUACUCUCUCAUCUCGGGUUCUCUUCCCUAGGCAGCAUAGUAAGCUUCAGACCCGUUUUCUUGCUUCUCUUGACCGACGCCACAAUCGUGCUCGGACGUGUUCUGCUGAGCCAUCGUGGAGCUCCUUCCUCAGCAUCAAGACGAGAAAACUCGGGACAAGGCAUAGCGGACCAAGUGGGCAACGCGCUGGAGACAGUCAUGAUGAUUAAGAAGAUAAUGAACGCCAUCUCUAUGGAUUUUAGCUUAUACGCUGUGAUUCUCAUAUGUGGCCUUUUGUUCACACAAAACAUCUUUGCUUAAGUUAUUGUUUAGUGAUCAGUAUACACUUAUAACACAUUGCUAGUAUGCCACGUUCUGAAACAUCUCAUAUUCAUAUUUAUCUCAGUAUUGGUUUUGAUACUAAA
Messenger RNA from Raphanus sativus (radish), 983 nucleotides. RefSeq lists its product as uncharacterized. The transcript has 2 exons. The record is from RefSeq and is a predicted model, not a curated record. The coding region runs from base 46 to 879 and encodes 277 amino acids. NCBI's taxonomy places the organism in Eukaryota, Viridiplantae, Streptophyta, Magnoliopsida, Brassicales, Brassicaceae.